GGAGAUGAGGGCAGAGGAGACCCAGGCCCCAGCACGCGUAACCUUUGCGUAAACAACUUCGCUUUGAACGAGUGCGAGAGUUUUCGUUUACAAAUCUGGAGCCACUGGGUGGAAGCUGCAAGGGUGGCUGAAUGCGCACUUGUGGCUAUGCCCGCAGUGCGGCUUCGCGUCGCGGCUGGUGGAAAAACGCACCGCGGGCAUUUGUUGGCGAAAACUGCGAUCCGGCGGCUCCCCGGCACUGGGCGGAGCCUGGGGACCUCUGAGGGCACAGCGCGCAAAACCCCAGUGCCUUGGACACCGCCAAGGGCGCCGCUGUGA
Messenger RNA from Trypanosoma rangeli, 318 nucleotides. RefSeq lists its product as uncharacterized. NCBI's taxonomy places the organism in Eukaryota, Euglenozoa, Kinetoplastea, Trypanosomatida, Trypanosomatidae. The record is from RefSeq and is a predicted model, not a curated record. The transcript has a single exon. The annotation marks the transcript as partial.